AUGGCUGAGAAAGCACUAAGCCAGGAUCCGGGUCAAACCCAGUCCACCCAGGAUCUACUCCAGUCCACCCAGGAUCUACUCCAGUCCACCCAGGAUCAAUCCCAGUCCACCCAAAGCUACAUACAGAUCAAUGUCUCUGGUCAAGAUGGCUCGAUUGUGCAUUUCAAGGUGAAGAUGACUACGAAGAUGGAUAAACUAAUGAAAGCAUAUUGUCAGCGCCAGGGGUUUAAUAUAGAAAACCUCCGUUUCUUCUUCGAUGGUCAACCAUUAAAGCCAUCAGACACACCGACAUCUCUGAGAAUGAACGACAAUGAUCUAAUUGAUGCCUUCCAGAACCAGACUGGAGGGGAGGGAAGCUGCCUUGCCCUCCUGCCCGUGGUGCAGUAA
This is a messenger RNA of Suncus etruscus (white-toothed pygmy shrew), 387 nucleotides long. RefSeq names its product small ubiquitin-related modifier 3-like. Gene Ontology annotation, molecular function: ubiquitin-like protein ligase binding; protein tag activity. The record is from RefSeq and is a predicted model, not a curated record. The coding region runs from base 1 to 387 and encodes 128 amino acids. The transcript has 2 exons. Lineage: Eukaryota; Metazoa; Chordata; Mammalia; Eulipotyphla; Soricidae. Gene Ontology annotation, biological process: protein sumoylation. Gene Ontology annotation, cellular component: nucleus.